UAAGAUAACCAGUGAUUUGAAGGACGUACAUUGUUUAAACAAAUAUCCUAUCUUCUUUGAUAUGAGAACAUAUCACUAUUGACUGCAGGCCUUGAAAAUAUGUCGGACACGAAUCUGUCAGCAGUUUUGUUUAAAGCCAAGGAUUUACAGCUGGUCGAAAGACCCAUCUGUGAGCCCGGAAAGGGAGAGGUGCAGUUAUGCAUGCAGAAGGUCGGUAUAUGCGGGUCGGACGUGCACUAUUGGCAGGAGGGUCGGAUCGGUGAUCGGUUUGUGGUGCAGGCGCCCAUGCUGCUCGGGCACGAGUGUAGCGCCACCGUCACCAAGGUGGGAGACGGAGUGACACACCCAAAGUCGGUAGGUGACCGUGUGGCUAUCGAGCCCCAUGGCGUGUGCCGGAAAUGCGAUGCAUGCAAGACUGGCCGCUACAACUUGUGCCCGGAUGUUUUCUUCUUGGCCACGCCCCCUGACAGUGGUGCCCUCGCCAGAUACCACGUGCAUGGAGCGGACUUCGUCUUCAAACUACCAGACAAUGUGAGUUUUGAAGAGGGUGCCCUGAUCGAGCCUCUGUCUGUUGGACUGCACGCAUGCCGUCGCGCCCGCUUGUCCAUGGGUCACCGCGUGCUCGUGUGCGGGGCGGGACCUAUAGGACUAUGCGCCAUGUUGUCAGCAAAGGCUUUCGGGGCUGCUGCCGUUUGUGUCACAGAUAUUGAUUCCGGGCGGCUUGAGUUCGCCAAGAAAUUGGGAGCAAGCCACACCCUGUUGAUUGAGAAAGGGCAGACGGAGGAGCAAGUGGCGGCCAAGGUCGCAGAGACGCUUGGAGCCGCCCCGGACAGAACCAUCGAGUGCAGCGGCGCGCAAUUCUCUGUCAACCUUGGCGUCUAUGCGACGAAGCCAGGUGGAGUAUUCGUUAUUGUGGGUCACGGGCCCAGCAAGGUUGAGUUUCCGGUCGUCAGCCUAGUUGCUAAGGAGAUCGCGAUACUUGGAUCAUUCAGAUAUAUAAACACCUGGCAGACGGCUAUUGACAUGAUCUCGUGUGGUAAAAUCAACGUAGCUCCCCUCGUUACGCAUCGUUUCACACUCGAGGAUACGCUUGCGGCAUUCGAGACGGCAAGGUCGGGUGUCGGGGUCAAGGUCAUGAUCGACUGCGCCAAACAUGAAAAAAAAUGAAAUGGCGGGCAACACAACACUCUCGACGAACGAUCGUUUUCUCUAGUGUUAGCAAUGUAUAAUAAAAUCGUUUUCAGGCAAGUUCACAAUCUA
Messenger RNA from Mya arenaria, 1260 nucleotides. RefSeq names its product sorbitol dehydrogenase-like. NCBI's taxonomy places the organism in Eukaryota, Metazoa, Mollusca, Bivalvia, Myida, Myidae. The transcript is spliced from 8 exons. The record is from RefSeq and is a predicted model, not a curated record. Gene Ontology annotation, molecular function: L-iditol 2-dehydrogenase (NAD+) activity. Gene Ontology annotation, biological process: D-sorbitol catabolic process. The coding region runs from base 100 to 1167 and encodes 355 amino acids.